Molecule: messenger RNA, 1863 nt
Organism: Pristis pectinata (smalltooth sawfish)
Lineage: Eukaryota; Metazoa; Chordata; Chondrichthyes; Rhinopristiformes; Pristidae
Source: RefSeq, a predicted model, not a curated record
UCCCCUCAUCCCCCUCCCCCCUCCCCUCAUCCCCCCUCCCCUCAUCCCCUCUCCCCUCAUCCCCUCUCCCCUCUCCCCUCAUCCCCCCUCCCCUCUCCCCUCAUCCCCCCUCCCCCCUCCCCUCCCCUCAUCCCUCCUCCCCUCUCCCCUCAUCCCCCCUCCCCUCAUCCCCCCUCCCCUCCCCCUCCCCUCUCCCCUCAUCCCCUCUCCCCUCAUCCCCCCUCCCCUCAUCCCCCCUCCCCCUCCCCUCAUCCCCUCUCCCCUCAUCCCCCCUCCCCUCAUCCCCCUCCCCCCUCCCCUCAUCCCCCCUCCCCUCAUCCCCCUCCCCUCAUCCCCCCUCCCCUCUCCCCUCAUCCCCCCUCCCCUCAUCCCCCCUCCCCCUCCCCUCAUCCCCCUCCCCUCAUCCCCCCUCCCCCAUCCCCUCAUCCCCCCUCCCCUCUCCCCUCAUCCCCCCUCCCCCCUCCCCAUCCCCCCUCCCCUCUCCCCUCAUCCCCUCUCCCCUCAUCCCCCCUCCCAUCCCCCCUCCCCCCUCCCCUCAUCCCCCCUCCCCCUCCCCUCAUCCCCUCUCCCCUCAUCCCCCCUCCCCUCAUCCCCCCUCCCCUCUGCCCUCAUCCCCCCUCCCCUCAUCCCCCUCCCCCUCCCAUCCCCCCUCCCCUCAUCCCCCCACCCCCUCCCCUCUCCCCUCAUCCCCCCUCCCCUCUCCCCUCAUCCCCCUCCCCUCAUCCCCCUCCCCCUCCCCUCCCCGUCUUCCCCCCUCCCCCCUCCCCUCAUCCCCCCUCCCCUCAUCCCCCCUCCCCUCAUCCCCCCUCCCCCCUCCCCUCAUCCCCUCUCCCCUCACCCCCUCCCCCUCCCCUCAUCCCCCCUCCCCUCUCCCCUCAUUCCCCCUCCCCUCAUCCCCCUCCCCUCUCCCCUCAUCCCCCCUCCCCUCUCCCCUCAUCCCCUCUCCCCUCAUCCCCCUCCCCCUCCCCUCAUCCCCCCGGGAACAGAAGAGACGCCGAGGGGAAAUCCAGAGGAAAGCUGAAGAAGGACAGAAAACUGGGAGGAAGAAUUUGGAACUGGGUCGUUUGCAAGGGUCUGUCGACUGAGGAGGUUUGCCUGCUGGAUGGUUCCUGCUUUACGAGGCUACUGACACGUAAGAAUGGAGUGAAAGGUUCUGUGGACCCAAACACGAAUAUUGAGGUGUGUGUGAAGGCGAUGGCUGAGGUUGUGGCAGGUGAACAGGAAGGCCGUGUUCUUCCUGAGGACAAGCGGGCGGUUUCCCUGGCCCCUGAGCGAGGGAGAUCACGGUGCUCUGAUCCCCACCCCUGUAAACUCACCGGGACCCCGCUCCCCGCCCCCUGUAAACUCACCGGGACCCUGUUUCUCGCUCCCAUUAAAUUCCCCGUUGAUUCCCGCCCCAUUUCCCCUCACUGGGCUCCCCUUUCCUGCCCCGCAUUUAAACUGUGGGCCCCGUUAACCAUCCCAUUAACGUUGGAGAGCCGGGGGAAGAGAGGUCCGGGAUCACCCCAGUCCCGCCCGGUCUUCAGGGGAACAGUCUCCGUCAUUUCGUCCUCGGUCACCCACAGAUACAGAUCGUUCGGCCCAUCCACAUCAGCCCCUCACACCACAAUCGGCCCAUCCCUCCGUUCCCCCCUCCGCGUGUGCUCAGCUCCUCCGGCCUCGGAGCCACGAGUUUCCCCGUUGACGGUUCGAUCCUUCACGGCCCCUGGCCCAGUCUCCGGGGAUGUGGUGGGUGUGUCCCCCAGCCUGGCACUGCCUCAGCCCCACUACACUGGGACCGUGACCCCCAGCUCUGGACACCGGCAGUCAGUGGGGUUCAGUAAACAGGGGAACGCACAGGAUCUGCCCUCACCCAUUAAUUAG